AUAUUAAUUUAACAUUAUAUAUGUUAAAUAAUAAUUAUUCUAGAAAUGCUGAAAAAAUUUUUUACAAUUGCAUGUAUAGAUUGUUCCAGGAUCAUCGAUAAAAAUUUUGUGUGUAUAUUAUUGAAAUCAGUCCAAUAUUAUAAUAUAUGUGAAUGCAAUCAUACUUGGUUCUCUGUUCUUGGCGAGUCCCUUUUAUUCACCUAACAAGUGAAUUUUUUUCACGAGAAAUGCACCAUCUUGGGAUAGAUAAUAAAGCCCUCAAAAAUGAAAUGAUCUUUGUUAAAACUCAAUUAUAGAGUAAAUUCAAUAUUUUUUUCUGUCAAUUUUAAGAGCUAAAUUUUAUCACUAAUAAUAAGGAACGUAUUUAUUGUAUAAAAUUGAAAGUACGUGCACAUUGUGUUACUUUUACACUUUUUUUUAGUUAUUCUAAUAAUUUAACACUUUACUUGAGUUAACACAGCGAUAUUAAAGUAGCCCGCUGUGGAUUCUUACUUGUUCCCCAAUUAAACAUUACUUUCAUAAAGUAAUGUUUAAUCAGCACACGAAAUUCUUUUUUGUCCAUUUUUUGAAAAUUACUCGACUUCCUCAAUUCAAACGAACGCCAAACACAAAGAAAUAGUCCGAUCUGGCUAAAACUUUGUGUGUGUUCUUCCAAGAGAUGCUACUAACUGAAAAUAAUCUCGAUACGCACUAGUAGUGCUAUCUCUCUGACUUUGCACGGACUUUUCAAAUCACCCACGUACAGUGUAAUAUCUAGUUUACAAGGACGACAUAAAAUAUAUAUUGUAUAUUUAUUAUUAAAUUCUAUUUUAUAUAUUAUUGAUAAUAUGUUAUUUAUAUAUAAUUAAAUUAAAAUAAGUUUAGAAAUUAUAUUUCAUAUUUAUGUAAAUAGAACUUAAAAAAAUAAGCUUUAAGUAUCAAAACUGGUCUUAUUUUUUAAUUCUGUUAGUAUAAUCUAGAAAUAUAUAAGAUGUUUAUAAUGAGAAAUAGUAACGACAAGCAUAAUAUUUCGACUGCCAAUACACUUUUGUCAGGAUUACUACACUCGCGUUGUUUGUAUUGAUAAUUUUUGUUCGAAACUUUUGCUAGAAAAGUAUUGUACUCAUCUUAUACCCGUCUAUAGCUGUAAUCAUCGGUACUUAUAAUAUUACAAUAUUUAUAAAAUUUGUUACUUUACGCUACAUUCUAAAUGCAUAAAAUAAUAUAUAUUCCAUUUUAUCUUUUCAUAGCUUUUUUGAACUUAAUCUUUCUCUAAGUACAAAAUUAGUGCAAUUAGAUAGUAUUCAAUGAAAUAAAUGGAAAAAUAAAUUCACUUCUUGCGUUCAACAAACCGUUUCUAACUUUCGUACAAGAUGCACUUCAUUGAAGAACAAUACUACAAGAUCAAUCGUUUCCUUCUUCUACUACUCGGUAUUUGGCCCUACCAAAGUUCGAUACUUGCAAAAGCACAGAGGCUAUUUGUAUUUAGUUUUCUUGUGAGCGGAAUUUGUGUUGAGUUAGCCAUAUUCAUCACACAUGAAUUCAACACAGCUGUCAUUAUCGACGUUUUGUCAUUUAUCUUUCCUACUCUCGUAACCGUAAUAAAAUACUACUAUUUUUACAUUAAAGCAGAAACUAUAAAACAGUUAUUGGAAUGUAUUCAACUCGAUUGGAACUUGCUGAAGGAUAAGCAUGAACGUAAGAUAGUAGAAUCAUAUGCCGAAAACGGAAGAUUAGUUACUGUUGUUGUAACAUCUAUUGCUACAUUUAUGGGAUUGUAUCUGCAUCAUGCUUCUAGUUUAUUGAAAAUUGCGAGCUAUCGAAUUGAACAUGCAAUAGAUACAGAAUGUGUACAACAAAUUGCUCCAUUAAAAAGAGAAUAUGUUAUGUACAUGAGGGUAAUGCGAGCCGUAAAUAUCCAACAAAAAGGAUUAAAGUUCACGAAUUGCCUCCUAUCUUCUUUCUCAGGAAUGUAUUUUAUUCUAAUCAUAUUAGGCGCGGGUGCUGUAAGUGUAUAUAUGUUUCAAGUAAGUAGUAUAUUCUAUAAAUACACUAUUUUUUUAAUCCAUUUUCAGAUAUUGAGCUACUUUCGAAAUAAAAAUCUAAUCAUAUUUCAGUUUCUGAGAAACUUGCAAACAAACCGUGAUAGUCGCGAAAUGUUUUUAAUCUUAUCAAUGCUAGUUGGACAUUUCUUAUAUAUGUUUCUUGCGAAUAACAGAGCGCAAGACUUUUCAGAUCAUUGUAACAAUGUAUUUUUUGCAGCGUAAGUAUGUGCGUGACUCAGAUUAAAUAUGAUUACAUUGUUAAAAAUAUAGAGAAAGAAAAGUAUUGAAAAAUCAAAUUUAUAAGUUAGACCCUAUCUCAAAUUUAAAAUGUUUAUGUUCACUUUAUUAUUAUUAAUAACAGUCUUUAUAAUACUUAUCUAAAAUACUUGUUUUUAUAAAAACUUAUAGAUAUAAUUCAAUGUGGUAUAUAGCGCCGCUCCGAAUUCAGAAAUCAAUAUUGUUCUUACUACAAUACUGCACCAAAAACUAUACCGUUAUUUUUGGUGGUUGUUUCGUCAGUUCAUUAGAAGGUUUUGCCACGGUAAUAAGUAAUAGUUCAGUAAUAAUGAACGAUUGUCUCCCACAGUAACCUUAUCUGAGUGCAUGAACCUAAAUAAAGAAUAUAUUUUUUAGAUACUAAGUUCAUCGUUGUCCUAUUUUAUGGUAAUUUAUUCUACACAAUUAAAGGACGAAAAAAUGGAAAAAUAAAAGCAUUUUGAAAUAUCAUUAAAAGAAAUAAAUUGCAAAACUCAAAUUGUUUUUGUUUGAAAAUCAUGAAGUACUACACUUUAAUUUUUUGUUUGUUCUAUUAAAUGUUGGCAUAGCAUGCCAAACAGAUAAAGCAUUGCGCAAAAAUUUAAAGAUUAGGAAAA
Messenger RNA from Monomorium pharaonis (pharaoh ant), 2896 nucleotides. RefSeq lists its product as uncharacterized. The transcript has 6 exons. NCBI's taxonomy places the organism in Eukaryota, Metazoa, Arthropoda, Insecta, Hymenoptera, Formicidae. The record is from RefSeq and is a predicted model, not a curated record. The coding region runs from base 1353 to 2246 and encodes 297 amino acids.